AUGAACCUGGCUCCAUUCUGCCACCUCUCGCUGCUCUUUCUUCUUGUUGUAAACCGAGCAGGUGUGUAUGGGAACAGAAUCAUCGGGGGUGCAGAGGUGUACCCCUACUCCAUCAAGUAUCAAGCCUCCCUCCUUUUCAUGAACUACCAUUUCUGUGGAGGCACCCUCGUCCACCCGCAGUGGGUGGUGUCUGCCGCCCACUGCUGGAGGCCGAGUCACCUGAUCCAAGUGGUCCUGAGUGAGCACAGCAUCUCCAAGGUGGAGGGCUUUGAGCAGAUUUUCAAUGUCUCCUUAGUCGUCAGGCACUACCAGUACCAACACUGGACGUUUAACAAUGACAUCAUGCUGAUAAAGUUGGACCGGCCAGCUAUCAUCAAUGCCAGGGUCAAGCUGGCCCCCUUGCCAGAUCCAGACUCGCCUCCGCUGGCUGACCUUGCCCGCUGCACAGUCAGCGGUUGGGGCGUGACCUGGCUCAACAGCUACAGCCUGUCACCUGUACUGAGGUCUGUGGACGUGGACAUCUUCUCUAACUGCUGGUACUACUACUACUUCAGGAUCACGGAGAACAUGAUCUGUGCUGGCUCGAUCUUUGGUGGGAAAGAUUCCUGUCAGGGUGAUUCAGGUGGACCUCUUGUCUGCAACGGUAAAUUUGAGGGUAUUGUAUCUUGGGGCAUCGGCUGUGCCUAUGCUUACUACCCUGGCGUCUACACCAGGGUCAGAAACUACCUCGGAUGGAUCAACUGGGUCACCCAGAACAGCUGAUGAGACUCUGAACAACAAGCGCACCUAAGACUCUACUGUGAGGAAGAUUUGAAUGGAUCCUAAUGGACCCAAAGGCCUUAAUGAAUAUUUUUUGCUGUCUUUUAUACAGUACUUUUAUAUAAACAUGAAUAUAUUUACUUAAAAGAAAUUAUCUGUAACAUACAUCCCAUGAGUGUGAACUCAUUAAAGC
Messenger RNA from Xiphias gladius (swordfish), 952 nucleotides. Its product is annotated as anionic trypsin-1-like. NCBI's taxonomy places the organism in Eukaryota, Metazoa, Chordata, Actinopteri, Istiophoriformes, Xiphiidae. The record is from RefSeq and is a predicted model, not a curated record. Gene Ontology annotation, molecular function: serine-type endopeptidase activity. Gene Ontology annotation, biological process: proteolysis. The transcript is spliced from 5 exons. Bases 1 to 762 code for a protein of 253 amino acids.